Fraxinus pennsylvanica is the source of this 2199-nucleotide messenger RNA. The record is from the annotation of a GenBank genome assembly. NCBI's taxonomy places the organism in Eukaryota, Viridiplantae, Streptophyta, Magnoliopsida, Lamiales, Oleaceae.
AUGCAUUGGUGGCGAGGCAUGAAAUCACAUGCGGACGACAGCUUGGUCGAUGGCGGAGGCGGAAGAUCCCCAUUGAAAACGAGCUUGUUUUCGCGGCGUAGCCGUGCCGGUAAGCUGCAGAAUUUGAUUGAUAAUGAUGAGAAUUCUCCGGCAAGGUCGUCAUUCGUGCCAAUGGCGGCAGCUCAGCCGAGCCCUCAGCCGCUGCCGCUGCCCGAAGUUCGUGCUUUUAUAGAGCAUGACGCCAAAUUUGAUUCCUCUUGUCAAUCCUAUAAUGUACCCUUACCGUCGCCUAUGGAAGCAUACAUUAUUGUUCAUAGAGGAGAUAAUGAAAAGAGGAACCGAGAAAGAGAGAGAGCCAAUCAAUUGAAUGCCUAUGCUAUUGAUGAACUCAACGUGCCUAAGAGCAGAUUAGCAGGCAAACAUGUUAGAAGGAAUUCAGAAAAUUGUGAAUCAUGGUCAUCUAAUAAAUCAACUAUAAAGCAAAAUGACAUGGAAAUGUCCUCUGAUAUCGACAAAACUAGUUUUCCUAUUAGUGCUCCGAGCAGUCCUUAUUCGUUUCCUCAUCUGAGCCCUACAAGAAAUUCAGGUGAUUUCUUGGUAACUCAUUACACCACUCCCCCAGGUGCUUUCCAAGUUUGGUCUGCACCAGAGAUGCCUCAUUUAGAUACACAUCUUGGUACAAGGUUAUCGUAUCAAUUGCCUCCUGAGAAAACAUCAUCUAAUGUUGAUAAUUCUCCUCUCCACAGUCCAAGAGCUAGUUCUUUUCAGCUAGCAAUAAGCCCUAAUAAGCCUGCAACACCAUUGUAUAACAAAAUAUCACCAGAGACCUCAUCGGCAUGGCGUGAAAGUAAUGCUCAGGCUAAUUUACAUCCAUUGCCUCUUCCUCCAGGAGUCACUCCUAGUUUUCCAGUUGCAGCUAAACCUGAACUUCAUGAAACUGCUAUACCUUCACAUCCCACUCCAAUGUCCCCACUCACAGCUAAACCUGAAUUUCAUGUAACUUCCAUGCCUUCACAAACUGCUUCAACAAUGUUCCCACUCACAGCUAAACCUGAGUUUUCGGCAACUGCCAUGCCUUUGCAACCUACUUCAAUUUCCCUGGUCGCAGCUAAACCGGAAUUGAUGCUGAUUAAAGGGCAAUGGCAAAAAGGAAAGCUUAUUGGGCGCGGGACAUUUGGAAGUGUGUAUAUAGCUUCCAACAGAGUGACUGGAGCCUUGUGUGCCAUGAAAGAAGUUGAAAUUUUACCAGAUGAUCCAAAAUCUGCAGAGUGUGUAAGGCAGUUGGAGCAGGUUGGUGACAGGUUUUACAUAUACCUGGAAUAUGUCCAUCCUGGUUCAAUCAAUAAAUUUAUCCAUGAUCAUUGUGGAGCAAUUACAGAAUCUGUUGUACGAAAUUUCACUCGUCAUAUUCUCUGUGGAUUGGCUUAUUUGCACAGUACAAAAACCAUACACAGGGACAUCAAAGGUGCUAAUUUGCUUGUUGAUGCAAAUGGAGUCGUCAAGCUUGCCGACUUUGGGAUGGCAAAACAUCUGACUGGAUACGCAGCUAAUCUUUCAUUAAAGGGGAGUCCGUAUUGGAUGGCUCCUGAGCUCUUGCAGUCUGUGAUGCAGGUAGAUGCUAGUUCUGAUCUUGCUUUAGCAGUUGAUAUAUGGAGUCUAGGCUGUACUAUAAUCGAAAUGUUCAAUGGAAAGCCUCCUUGGAGUGAAUAUGAAGGGGCUGCGGCGUUAUUCAAGGUUCUUAAAGAUACUCCACCUAUACCUGAAACGAUGUCAGCUGAUGGCAAGGAGUUCUUGCAUUGCUGCUUUCGCAGAAAGCCAACCGACAGGCCAACAGCAAGAAUGUUACUUGAACAUCCAUUCGUGAAAUACUCACAUCAGCCAGAUGCUUUGUCCUGCGAUGAAAUAAGAUUGACAGGCAAUGUACAAUGCCAAAGAGGCCAGCCGAGUUAUAAAUUUGAACAAGUGCCAGUAUCUUCCGACACACAGAUCUUGAAGGGGAAACUAGCUAUCAAUGAGAUUGGCCAAAGAAGCCAUCACAAAAGGUUCAACUUUGCCAAUGCCCCCCUUCAUUCUCCUCGCUCAACUUUGAGGCCCUUUCCAGUUUAUCCCCGCUGCACUAGAGCCAUUGCCAAGAUUGUCCUGGCUUUUAUGCAAAUAAUUUCUAGUUCUAUCAUGCACAGUGCUAUUAAGAAAUUGUAA